UCGCUAAUUGCAUUAGUGCAGAAUCGCCAAAUGUCAAAUAUUCUAGCUUUGAACGUUCUAUGAUGUUAGUUUGAGAACGUUUAUCUACCAUUUUGACUCGUAAUUUAAAAUCUUUUGAUUUUUUCUAGUUUUAUACUUAAUUCAGAUUAGUUCACGAACAUUUAUGGUUGCCUCGUUUUAUAUGUAACUGCAGGGGGGACUUUUAACUUUCUUACUAUUUGUGCAUACCUCUUAGCUACCCAUAAAAUUAGUAUCAAAACAUUCCUAAACAAUUUGUUUACUCUCAGAUUGAUGUCACCAUGAAAGCCGUGAGGCGUAGGACGCGUUAAGCCUAGAAAUAUAAACAGCUUAAGUUAAUUCUUCAGACAUUUAUUUUGCUAAACUUAAUUCAAAAUAGUAAAUUCUGCUUCUAGUUCAAAUCGGAACGUCUUUUGUUUCAUUUAAUAACAUUUGAUUACCAAAACUCCCUCUCAUUCAUUUCGCUACACAGAACUUAGGGAAGAAUUACUCGAAAAAUCUAAAUUAUGACCAUGAUCAUAGCAUAAUCUUGGUACUCAGUUUUUCAUUAGAAAAAUUAAGUUUUUUAUAGAAAAAAAAUAAUUUAGCUUUUAUUAUAAAAAUUAACUGAAUGCUACAAAUUUUGUUUUUUGAAGUUGAAAACUAGCGGAAGUUAUUUGCGCCCUGUUUAGUUGCGUACUGGUUGUAACAUUAUCUCUAAAAUAAUUCUCAUCCCCAUAAGCAAGCCUUCGAGAUAUGUCUGGGCGAACGAACUCACAAACUGAAGUGGAUCCGUUUCUGGCGGUGUUGCAGAAAGUUCAGUCAGUUUUCGAGAAGAUCACGCAGAAAAAUGCGGAGCAGGAAUUCCAGCUUCUGGAGUUGGAGAGUGAUGCUGGUGAGAAGGCCUCCCGCAUGACGGCUGUGAAGGGAGGCAACUUCCGCAAAAACAGAUACAAGGAUAUUCUUCCAUUUGACUACAACCGAGUGACGGUGGACAGUGAGUUCAGAGGUGCAGACCACGACUACAUCAAUGCAUCAUACAUCACAGACUACAAUGGACUGAACCUGAUGGUAGCGAGUCAGGCACCCCUCCCUGGCACCGUGUUCGACUUCUGGCUCAUGUGCUGGACAAACAGAGUCAGUUCCAUCCUCAUGCUCUGCGACUUCCAGGAGAACGGACGGAAAAAGUGUGAGCAGUACUUUCCGACCAUCAUCAACGAGCCAUUUGAGACAGAUAAAUUCUUAGUAGAACUUGAGUCGUGUACCCCCUUGUUUGGAGAUCUGACAGUGAGACACCUGGUAGUGACUAGUCUAGUGCCAUCGAGUUCGGGCUGUACUGAGAAGCGUAAAGUGAAGCACGUGCAAUACACUGGGUGGCCUGACUUCGGAGUGUCCGGCCACUUCAACAAGAUAGAGACACUGCUGGACCAGCUGAGUGAGUUCCUGGAGGAGAAGCUAGAUGUGGCCACUGACUCAUACUACAUUCCACUUGUACACUGCAGCGCUGGCUGUGGUCGCACUGGCACAAUUGCAUGUCUUCUCUACAUUGCCAAGCUCAUACACAAUAAAAAACUGCACGAAGACUUCAGUCUAGUUGAUCUGGUGCUCCAACUGAGAAGAGAACGCCAGAACAUGGUCCAGACUAAAGGUCAGUAUGCGUUUCUGUGCGAGUACUUGUCCCAGUGGAUGCUGAAGAAGGAGAUUGAGAAGUACAGCAGACGCAUCCCGAAACCCACUCAAACAUCACCACAGCAACAACAACAACAACAAAAAGAACAACAACAACAACAACAACAACAACAACAACAGCAGCAGCAGCAGCAGCAGCAGCAGCCCAUUUCGCCCACCAGACAACACUAUGAGCGCAGCGGUGAACACUCAAGCUCAGCUUUGGACAGCCGAACGUCAGAAGAACACAUAGUAUUCGAACACAACAACAAUCUCAGCCCAGAAUCUCCACAUAUUUAUUCCACUCCAAAUCCUCAAAAGAAUGGCACUACCACAAGCAGUUCUACGAAUUCAUCGCACGAGCACCUACUGAUUGAUUUUGGAACUGAUGAUUGCUCGGUGAAAAGAGAAACAACGACAGCAAAUGCUUCGCCACGGCCAAAAUAUGCACUAAAUUUAAACCCAAACAACCCGUUUGGAGAUUUGAUCAGCGCUGAGCACGUCAAAAAACACAUAUCACCACGAAAUGAGGAACCCACUACUCCGACAAUACACAUCCAGCACAUGGACGCUUUUCAGCUCCCACCACCAUCCACUGGGUCCCCUCGCCGCGCGGCCGAAAAGCGAUCCGACACUUCCAAACUGAUUCGACGAUCACCAAUUCAAAAAGACAGAUCGUUGUCGCCGAGAGCAGCAACUCACGAAAGAGGAUCUGAAAUCAGCUCCGGUGUGGCGUCUUCGGAUCAGCCGAAAGGCGAGAGCGAAUACAUCAGUUUAACCGAGUGCUCUUCGGGUGUCGCAGAAGGUAGUGGGAUCAAUGUGACCGCAGACGGCUCAAACUCGCAGUCUUCUCGGAGUGAAAACGAGUCUUCAUCUUGUAGCUCAGGUAGCUCGAAGGUAACGCGUUCGUUUGCAAGUCUCCUUCGCAACUCUUCCUUUCGGAGUCCAAACCGGGGCAAAGCGAGCAAAAUUCAAAACUCAGCUCACAGCGGAAUAACUGGAAUAUCAAAUAUGAGAUCUUGCGUAUCAAAUGAAAACUUAUCUGAAAUUAGUUAGUAAUUUUAAUUGAGAAAGAAUACAUUUGAAUUAAUUCUGAAGUUAUUUCAAAUGAUGCCUUUCAAAUGAUGACUUCGGCAUGAUACAUUUUUAUUUGGAAAAUUCAACUAGCAUUGGUUGAGCUGCGGUAAAGAAGCUCAUUUGUGAGCCGAUCAAUGGAAAGUUCCCUGGUUCGAGGCUUCAUCUGAUUCGUACUCGUUACUUGAUGGCAAAAGAAACGUUUCACAGCCAAGCAGUUAUCGAAAAAAUGAAUGUUACUCUAAAACAGAUACAAGAUAACUACCAGAAAAUACUUUUAAAAAUAAUUUAAAUUGUAGCAAAGUGCUUACAUUGUAAUAAACACCAUCUUUAUACAUUUCCAUCUCUUACUGUUAGAAGAAUAAGCUCUUUGGACAAUUUUUGAUUCAAUAAUGCCGAGAAGUUCUGGUAUGCUCAUAGCUCAUCCUUGGUGUUCAGAACAAUGUUUGAAAAAAUCAAAUAACUAUGCACAAUAUUCCAUAAAUUUUUCAAUUAAACUAUCUAAUGUUUAUGGUAAUUAUGAGAAAAAUUAUUAGUUAAUUUGUUGUG
This is a messenger RNA of Symsagittifera roscoffensis, 3288 nucleotides long. RefSeq names its product tyrosine-protein phosphatase non-receptor type 12-like. The coding region runs from base 754 to 2721 and encodes 655 amino acids. The transcript has 13 exons. Gene Ontology annotation, biological process: peptidyl-tyrosine dephosphorylation. Gene Ontology annotation, molecular function: non-membrane spanning protein tyrosine phosphatase activity. The record is from RefSeq and is a predicted model, not a curated record. NCBI's taxonomy places the organism in Eukaryota, Metazoa, Xenacoelomorpha, Acoela, Convolutidae. Gene Ontology annotation, cellular component: cytoplasm; nucleus.